Molecule: messenger RNA, 2770 nt
Organism: Nylanderia fulva
Lineage: Eukaryota; Metazoa; Arthropoda; Insecta; Hymenoptera; Formicidae
Source: RefSeq, a predicted model, not a curated record
ACGACGACGACCACGACGACGACAACAACAACGGCGACGACGUCGCUUAGAAGCCUCCAGCACGAAACCAGCACUGCCGUUUGUUCUCCGAGAUGGCGGACGAAAAGGAGAAGCAGACGUUCCUGCAGAAGCUGCUGUUCUAUACGACCGCGUUCUUCAUCCUCCUCAGCACCUUCAGCCUCUUCGCCUUCCUCUUCUUGGUCCCCUUCGUUAUCGACCCUGCCUUCACCACCAUCUUCAUGCAGUUUAACACUCGACCUGUCGAGUGUAUCACCAUCGACGUUGAAUCUAGAAGAGGUACGAGCAAUUGCUCAUGGACAUCCUGUAGAGAGGGUUGCACUAAGGAGUUGUACGAUUGUACGCAAAUACGCGUCAACUAUAAGCUACCGGAAAACGGAACUGAAGGAUCGGAUGGGGAAGGCGAAGUGGUAGGAGGUGUCGAGGACGACGAAGAGAGUAAGCGGACGAUGUCGCGUUACGAGCGCUCUUUAGGCGAAUACGUCGAGGACCUCGAUGUGAAUCUCGUGGACGACGAAACCGGACUCUUGAAACCUUCCCCUACAGGUUUCAUGGUCAACGACUCCUGGUACUUCACCGGGGCCAAGCUGUUCCCCAACGUAAAAGGCUGUGGAUACCCUCCAAUGCUGAAUUGCAGUAUUUUCUACCGGCAGUACGCCAACAUAGGGCAGAACUUUAGCUGUUACUACUCGAAAGUGGACCCCGGGAUAGUCAUCAGCGACCUCGACAUGUGGCAGGUAUACAUGAACCUUGUGUACGCGAUGGCAAUUCCGAUACCAUCUUUCAUAAUCUCGGUGAUAUACCUCACCAUCGCCUACUUCAAGAUCUACAACGAAGACGAGGAAGUCCUCGUACAUGGCGAAGAGGGUGAGGAAGGGAAGGAAGGGGACGAGGGUGAUGACGGUACACCCUUGCCGCCCACUAGUGGUGCAUUGACGCCCGGAAGUGAAGCCUUCAGGGAGGAUCUAGCGAGCUUCGGGCAUCAACUCAAGGUCGCGAUGGCCGACGACAUCAGCAGGGAAAGUCUAGAUGAGAUUCCCUCGCUUUCUGUUCAGGGAAACUUGAGCAAGACGAUGACGACGAGUAUCUCGACUCCCCCUGGGCCGACAGCGGCAGUCUGAAGCGACAUUUUCAAGGUCUGAAUAAUAUUUCGUGGAGACCACACUGAGCGAUUUUCAUAUAUCGCUUUCGUAAUAAAAAGAAACCAAGAUGUUACAAGACUUGGCUAAAAAGAAGCUGCAUCGACCGAGGGAAGAGCCAAGCUUACCUUUCUCUCUCAGGAUCGAAUUAAAAAUAUUCACCCUCGCGAUUCAUGGAGUGAACCAGAGGCACACUCGGUAUCCCGAGCACAACUCGAAUCGUACGCGAAUACACGGUGAUUAUAGAGGAAAAAUCUUGAUAAAUCUGCCAUUAUCUCUCUCUUUCUCUCUAUUAUAAAUCUGUCCUCGAUUAACAAAAAAAAAAAAAGAGCGCCGAUUACACCUACAGAUAUUACACGACGAUAUUUUGCGACGAACUUUUUCGUAUUCGAUAUAAUAGCUCAAUUGCGUCAAGCCGCGCAUGUAUAUCGUAUAUAAUUCUGUCGCAGCUCGCACACAUCCCCAGAGAGAGAUAUAUCUCAAUUUCUCGUCGAGAGCGCGUAAUCCUCAAGUGCGACGCUUCAAUUGCGCCGAAAAAAGUUCUUCGUUUUCUCGCAAUGUUAAAUUUAAACAAUGUUUGGCACGCGGUAAGCCAUUUAUUCCGCGCGCCGGAAUUGAUUUACCUCGCACGAUGCCUUCUUCGUAGCUUGUCCAAGUGCGGUCCGAAAUCAGCUCGCGUAUAUCUCGUGCCUAUCGCAUUCCGCAAACACGAAGAAUCUGUCCUUACGUCGUAUAUGCAAGCGCGUUCAGCGUUACAUACAGACACACACACACACACACACGAUAUAUUUUUGAGCGAUUUUCCACAGUGAGGCGGCAGGUGAUCGUCCUGCGUGGAGAGGAAAAAUGGAUCUGUCAUUUUGAAAGCAACACAAGUCCAGAGAAGAAAAAUGUUCUAUUCUAAAAAUUCAUGCUACUUCUGAGUAAGAAGAAAAAACAAAGAGAUGCGUAUAUGCGAGAAGAUUAUAAGUGUUAAAAAUUUAUAUGUAUAAUAUACAGAGUAUAUAUAAAAAUUUAUAAAAACGACAGAUUGUAAAUCUGUCUAUCUGUGCGAGUCAUAAAUUUCUAGAUUGAUCGUACCAUUAAUCGAUUCGAUGUCACAAAGUUACGGACGGCUCAUGCUUCUCAAAACGACCGAUACAAGUUUUUGCAACGAAAGUGCACUCCGAGGACAUAAACAGUUCUCUCUCUCUCUCUGGUUCACUCAACGAGACCGAGCGGAGACAUCCGGAGAACACAAAGGAAGGAAGAAUGACGGGAAGAUGCGAGGAUCACCCAAACUCGCAGCAUCACACGCUAUCUGUAUAUAUUAGGGUCACACGAGUUAUCUAUGGAUUAAAAAACUUAAUCAGUAAACAUUAUGAGCUAAACUACCGUUAAACGUUACGAGUAUUAAUCAGGUAAUUUGCUUGCUGUGUGAUCAUGAUGCGUCCACUCUCACCGUGCAUCGUAGACACUUUUAUCAGACCACGACACAUCCGUUCCACUUUUAAACUAAACUUGGCGACACGCUUUUUGCAAGUAUAAAAAAAAACGCGCGAUUCGCAAGAGUCCACCCCCGCACCCCGUUGCGGCCUCGUCCAUAUAUAUAUAUAUAUAUAUAUAUAUAUAUA